UCAGAUCCAUCACUCAUCAGCAUGGAAGACUUGCCUGACGUAGCAUUUCGAAUUUUUCUUGUGUAGCUUGGUUGCUUUUCUGCUCUGCGUCUGAGUUGUACGACUGAUGUGGCGUCCUUGAAACCUACGAAUAUUGCUUUGAGAAGUGCGAAAGCCAUGGAUGUUGGCAAUCGAUGAGAAUACGGUCUAAUAAAAUUGUGGCUGUCUGAGAUAAUUCUCUCUACCUACUCGAGUCGAGUGUGCUCUAUUUCUUGGAGUAAAGUGACUGACAGGUCGUUGUCGUGAUCAGCUGUUUGUUGUCUGACCCUGAGUACUUUUGUGCGUGAACUCACGGUGAAGUGAAUACUCACUCCAGCCAUGCAGUACGGCCAAGUGGCCUCCACUGCAGUUGCUGGGGCAAGGGAGCAGCCAGUUGCCGUGUCAUCCCGAGUUUCGCCUGCAAAGAAGGAGACUGUAAAGAAUUUGUGGCUUCCUGUGCCUGGAAAGACUUUGAACGAUUUACCCGAUCUCGCCUUGCUCGUCCGCGAGCACGGAAAUAACGCGUGCAGACCCGAGGGCGAAGACGCGACGACUGGCGUGCGUGUGCAAGUGAAUGACACAGAGGUCGCGCUGUUUAGAUUCGGAGGCAGGGUUUUCGGAACCGACGCUGUUUGUCCUCAUGCAGGAGGACCACUGGUAGUGGGCGACAUUGAGGAUUUGGCUGUCGGUGAUCCGUGUAUUGUUUGUCCGUUUCAUAAAUACCGCUUCCGAAUUCGAACCGGAAAGAACUCUUUCCCGGGUCAGCCGGAAUUUGACAUGGAGACUUACCCUGUGCGUGUAAAAGGUGGAGGCCGACUUUUUAUUGGCUUUGCACAGCUAUCCCAAAAAUGCUUUGAGGAACAGGACUUUUAAUCUCGUCUUUGUGUUCGUGUUGUUUGGUUUAGAUCGGUGAUGGUAUUUUCUUAGGUGAACAUCACUUUUUAUUUUAUUUUUAAUUUCACUUAUUUUUAAAUUAUCCCUACGCUAGCGCUGACUCCAGGUGUUUUUUUCCUUGGCUUGACUGUUCACAGUCAGUGUGUUUUUGCUCCUUAUUUUAAGCUAUCACUCUUGACUUGUUUGACCAGAACGUGCAAGCAACACAUACUACCGGGAACAGUGAAUACUAAACAAGUACGGCGUGUUCCUUUUGUCUCGCUCUUGCUUGUCUGCCCUUCGUCUGUCACAGUCAUUGCGUGUUUUUAUUGGAUUUUUACGUUAGCCGUGUGGACCACAUCGUUCGCUGGCCUGCCCAAGCGGUUUUAGUUUUGCUGGUGUGCUGUACGUUUUUGGUACUGCCAUUCCUUGAUAUGCUACUCUAGAUGCUGGCACCGUGCUGCUGCGCUGCUAUUCGUUUUUAUUCUAUUUUUUUACCCCGUCCUGUACUUUUAAACGUGAUUCUUUAAAAAUCGA
Molecule: messenger RNA, 1428 nt
Organism: Sycon ciliatum
Lineage: Eukaryota; Metazoa; Porifera; Calcarea; Leucosolenida; Sycettidae
Product: nitrite reductase [NAD(P)H] large subunit-like
Exons: 3
Coding region: 358-891 (177 amino acids)
Molecular function (GO): nitrite reductase [NAD(P)H] activity; 2 iron, 2 sulfur cluster binding
Source: RefSeq, a predicted model, not a curated record